Sinocyclocheilus grahami is the source of this 1052-nucleotide messenger RNA. RefSeq names its product glycine-rich cell wall structural protein-like. The record is from RefSeq and is a predicted model, not a curated record. NCBI's taxonomy places the organism in Eukaryota, Metazoa, Chordata, Actinopteri, Cypriniformes, Cyprinidae. The transcript has 3 exons. The annotation marks the transcript as partial.
GGUUUUGGACCAGGACUCGGAUCAGGAUUCGGAUCAGGACUCGGAUCAGGAUUCGGAUCAGAAGUCGGAUCAGGACUCGGAUCAGGAUUCAGAUCAGAAGUCGGAUCAGGUUUUGGACCAGGACUCGGAUCAGGAUUCGGAUCAGGUUUUGGAUCAGGACUCGGAUCAGGAUUCAGAUCAGAAGUCGGAUCAGGUUUUGGACCAGGACUCGGAUCAGGAUUCGGAUCAGGUUUUGGAUCAGGACUCGGAUCAGGAUUCAGAUCAGAAGUCGGAUCAGGUUUUGGACCAGGACUCGGAUCAGGAUUCGGAUCAGGUUUUGGAUCAGGACUCGGAUCAGGAUUCAGAUCAGAAGUCGGAUCAGGUUUUGGACCAGGACUCGGAUCAGGAUUCGGAUCAGGUUUUGGAUCAGGACUCGGAUCAGGAUUCAGAUCAGAAGUCGGAUCAGGUUUUGGACCAGGACUCGGAUCAGGAUUCGGAUCAGGUUUUGGAUCAGGACUCGGAUCAGGAUUCAGAUCAGAAGUCGGAUCAGGUUUUGGACCAGGACUCGGAUCAGGAUUCGGAUCAGGUUUUGGAUCAGGACUCGGAUCAGGAUUCAGAUCAGAAGUCGGAUCAGGUUUUGGACCAGGACUCGGAUCAGGAUUCGGAUCAGGUUUUGGAUCAGGACUCGGAUCAGGAUUCAGAUCAGAAGUCGGAUCAGGUUUUGGACCAGGACUCGGAUCAGGAUUCGGAUCAGGUUUUGGAUCAGGACUCGGAUCAGGAUUCAGAUCAGAAGUCGGAUCAGGUUUUGGACCAGGACUCGGAUCAGGAUUCGGAUCAGGUUUUGGAUCAGGACUCGGAUCAGGAUUCAGAUCAGAAGUCGGAUCAGGUUUUGGACCAGGACUCGGAUCAGGUUUUGGAUCAGGAUUCAGAUCAGAAGUCAGAUCAGGAUUCAGAUCAGAACUCGGAUCAUGUUUUGGAUCAGAAGUCGGAUCAGGAUUCAGAACAGAACUCGGAUCAGGUUUUGGAUCAGAACUUGGAUGAAGACCUGGAUCAGCUGUGACAGCUGCUGGAGA